This is a messenger RNA of Blastomyces dermatitidis ER-3, 1308 nucleotides long. RefSeq names its product HypA protein. The record is from RefSeq and is a predicted model, not a curated record. Gene Ontology annotation, molecular function: oxidoreductase activity. NCBI's taxonomy places the organism in Eukaryota, Fungi, Ascomycota, Eurotiomycetes, Onygenales, Ajellomycetaceae. The transcript is spliced from 5 exons. The coding region runs from base 1 to 1308 and encodes 435 amino acids.
AUGGCUACCGCCACCCAUAUCAGCGUGUCCCCCAACGAUACGGGGCUUCUCGGGCUUCACCAGAAGGCCGAUUCUGCAAAAAAGGCAUCCGAAAUGUUGCAGGCGGAUAUGGAGAGAUACCAUGUUUUCUUUAACAACGAUAAGGGUUUUCACAAUCAUCUGGCCCACCACAUUUUAACCACCUAUGCUUUGGGGGCGUCCCCAGAUGUCAUCCAGGAGGCUUUCGACCGCACUGCUGCUUACCAGCUGCCUCGUCGCCUAGUCGAUGAAGCGAUAGUGCAGAAGCUGAGUGACAAGAUCCAAUUCAAUUCUUAUGUAGGAAUACCGGAUCAAUAUCCUAACUUCCUAGCAUAUUUUCAGCGCCAAAUUGAAAACAGGGGGAUAGAGCCAGUGGUGAAUGAGUACCUUUUCGCCGGGGAUAAGCUAGCGGAUGAUAUGCUUGUCCGGCUCUUCGCUGGAGUCAUUCACCCGUUCAUCCAGCUCGGAUUUGGCUUCGAGUUCAACCAGCCAGCCAUUGUUGCAGAGGCACUUGCCGAAACUGCAGUUCAUGAAUCAAACCUUACAUUCCUCCUGCCUGCCGAGGAGGUAGCAGGCGGUGUUGGGAAAGAGGGGAAGAAGCCCCUCUCUCAGCUCCUGCGGGAGAUUCGCGCAAACACCAAAUUGCGGGAAGCAGGGCGCUGGGAAGAUCCGAAUAAAAUCAACGGAUUGUUGGCUCGAGCUCCAGACGAGAUCAUUGAAAUUGCGAGCCAAUUCUCAGUGGGUCCAGACCAGCUGGAAGAGAAGCUAGCCGAACUGUUCAACGCUGUUGCCUAUUUCGCUGGCGCAGCACAGCGUCCCAACAAGAGGAUCAAAUUCGAUUUUUUCUACAUGCACUGCGUUACCAGCACAAUUUUCCUGGCUGCAUUCGCCACCCAGCCGUGGAUCAGUAAGCAGAACAAACUACGCGUCCUGGAGUGGAAAGGUCGUGUGGACCUCAUGAUGUACGCCUCUCGUGGUGCUGCAGAGCUCCGACUGGAAGAAAUUGCAAGCUACAAACCAAAAAUAUCGUGGGAGGAAGUGUUUGCCCAGGCCAUUCACCAUCCCCGGGAAGACGGGCAUGUGUCAAAGUUUGUCCGCACGCUUGCGUAUGGGGAGAAGCUGUGUAAACCGUUUGAAGCGGAUGAGAAGUAUCAAGAGGCGUUCUUAGUCAGGGGAGAUAUGUGGAUUAAGCUGGCGAACAUGGUUAUCGAUUCCGUCCAGGGCGACGACGAGAUGUGGAUUAGGCAUGUUGGCGACGACCGGGCGUGGGAAGGGGUUGCGGAGAGAUAA